Eubalaena glacialis (North Atlantic right whale) is the source of this 2520-nucleotide messenger RNA. RefSeq names its product L3MBTL histone methyl-lysine binding protein 1 (gene L3MBTL1). The record is from RefSeq and is a predicted model, not a curated record. Gene Ontology annotation, biological process: regulation of DNA-templated transcription. Lineage: Eukaryota; Metazoa; Chordata; Mammalia; Artiodactyla; Balaenidae. Gene Ontology annotation, molecular function: zinc ion binding; protein binding. The transcript is spliced from 20 exons. The coding region runs from base 1 to 2481 and encodes 826 amino acids. Gene Ontology annotation, cellular component: nucleus.
AUGGAGGGGCAUGCUGAAAUAGAGAUGCUGGGGACACUGAAGGGGCCCUCCACAGGGGAGGUCAGCGUGCACCUGGUGGCCAGAGACAGCCCAGGUUCCGGCUCUCACCUGCCCGCUGCUGCCUUUAUCAUUCCAGCCAGCUCGGCCACCCUUGGUCUGCCCAGCAGUGCCCUGGAUGUGUCCUGCUUUCCGCGGGAGCAGCUCCAUGUGGGCACCCCGGAGCGAGUGGCUGGCAGCGUACCUGUCACCGCCACCGUUCUGCCACAGUUAAGCGCUGGGCCGGCGGCCAGCCCCAGCACCAGCACAGUGCGGCUCCUGGAGUGGCCCGAGGCCGCGGCCCCGCCUUCUAGGAGUGGCCUGCGGUUCCAGAUAAGCGAAUACGCACCGCCGAACAUGGUAGGAGCGGAGCAGCCCCCGAGCCCCGAGCUGCGGCGGGAAGGCGUGGCCGAGUACGAAGAUGGCGAGGCCCUGGCGGGAGGUGGCGAUGCGGGCCCCCAACAGACGGAAGACCUCCCCCAGGACCCUCCAGAAGAUAACCCUCAGGACCCGCCAGAGGAUGAUGGCACCUGCCAAUGCCAGGCGUGUGGGCCUCAGCAAGGCGCUGGUCCAGAUCCUGGUGCCUCCAAUGAUGGCUGCCCCCAGCUCUUCCAGGAGCGGUCAGUCAUAGUGGAGAACUCUUCAGGCCAGAACAACUCCUGCACCAGCGCUUCUGAGCUCCUCAAACCCAUGAAGAAAAGGAAGCACAGGGAAUAUCAGAGCCUAUCUGAGGAGGAGUCGGAGCCGGAGGCCAUGGAGAAGCAAGAAGAAGGAAAGGAUCCAGAGGGACAACCCACCACUAGCACCCCAGAAAGUGAGGAGUGGAACAGCAGCCAGCCUGCCUCAGGGGAGAAGAAGGAAGGCUGGUCGUGGGAAUCCUACCUUGAGGAGAAGAAGGCCAUCACUGCCCCCAUCAGCCUCUUCCAGGACUACCAGGCGGUCACUCAUAACAAGAAUGGCUUCAAACCGGGCAUGAAGUUGGAAGGCAUUGACCCUCAGCACCCAAGCAUGUACUUCAUCCUCACCGUGGCUGAGGUGUGUGGCUACCGCCUACGUCUGCACUUCGAUGGGUAUUCCGAGUGCCACGACUUCUGGAUCAAUGCCAGUUCCCCUGACAUUCAUCCCGCUGGCUGGUUCGAGAAGACGGGGCACAAGCUGCAGCCCCCCAAAGGUUACAAGGAGGAGGAGUUCAGCUGGAGCCAUUACCUGCGCAGCACAAGGACCCAGGCUGCCCCCAAGCACCUGUUCGUGAGCCAGAGCCACAGUCCCCCACCCCUGGGCUUCCAGGUGGGCAUGAAGCUGGAGGCCGUGGACCGCAUGAACCCAUCCCUCAUCUGCGUGGCCAGUGUGACCGAUGUGGUGGACAGCCGCUUCCUGGUGCACUUUGACAACUGGGAUGACACUUACGACUACUGGUGUGAUCCCAGCAGCCCCUACAUCCACCCGGUGGGCUGGUGCCAGAAGCAAGGAAAGCCCCUCACCCCUCCACGAGACUACCCAGACCCUGACAGCUUCUGUUGGGAGAAAUAUCUGGAAGAAACUGGGGCCUCUGCUGUGCCCGCCUGGGCCUUCAAGGUGCGACCCCCGCACAGCUUCCUGGUCAACAUGAAACUGGAGGCCGUGGACCGCAGGAACCCAGCCCUAAUUCGUGUGGCCAGCGUGGAGGAUGUGGAGGACCAUCGGAUAAAGCUCCACUUUGAUGGCUGGAGUCACGCCUAUGACUUCUGGAUCGAUGCCGACCACCCUGACCUCCACCCCGCGGGCUGGUGCUCCAAGACAGGGCAUCCCCUGCAGCCUCCUCUCCGACCCAGAGAGCCCAGCUCUGCCUCCCCUGGGGGCUGUCCCCCUCUCAGCUGUCGAAGCCUGCCACAGACCAAGACCUCCAAGUACAGCUUUCACCACCGAAAGUGCCCCACUCCUGGUUGUGAUGGCUCUGGCCACGUCACAGGCAAGUUCACAGCCCACCACUGCCUCUCGGGCUGCCCACUGGCCGAGAGGAACCAGAGCCGGCUGAAGGCAGAGCUGUCCGACACGGAGGCCUUGGCCCGUAAGAGGAACCUCUCGGGCUUCUCCCUAAGGAAGAAGCCUCGCCAUCACAGCCGGAUCGGACGCCCUCCAAAGUAUCAGAAGAUCCCACAGGAAGAUUUCCCGACACUGACCACUGACGUCAUGCACCAGUCCCUCUUCAUGUCGGCCCUGUCGGCCCACCCCGACCGGUCGCUGUCAGCGUGCUGGGAGCAGCACUGCAGGCUCCUGCCGGGAGUGGCGGGCAUCUCGGCCUCGACAGUCGCCAAGUGGACCAUCAAUGAGAUGAUUGACGGCGAGGCCUUCCUUUUGCUGACACAGGCGGACAUUGUGAAGAUCAUGAGUGUCAAGCUGGGCCCAGCCUUGAAGAUCUAUAACGCCAUCCUCAUGUUCAAAAACGCCGACGACACCUUAAAGUGACUGGCUCAGGGCUGGUCUCUUAAAUAUCUCCCUCUGCAG